AUGCCCCGAGCAGUGCCUGCCCCGGCCACACCAACCCCGGCCCGGCCCGGCCAGGCUUUCACCAUCGCGGCUUUGCUGGGACGCUCCUCCCCGCCGCCCCCGGCCCCGCCGCCAUCGCCGUCUCUGUCGCCGUCGCUGUCGCCGUCGCCGUUCUGGGGUCCCUGGGGGUCCCUCCCGGAGCCCGGCCCCGCCGCCCGGCCCCUGCCGCCGCCGCCGCUCUGCAUCGCCUGCCGCGGGGUCCCGCCCGCCUGGGCCACCCGGCUCGGGGACACAGACUUCCUGAUCUCCAAGUGCUGCCUCCCCAUCUUCAAAGCCAAGACUGGCAAAGCCAAGCGCGUCCGGACCAUCUUCACCAGCGACCAGCUGGCCCGCCUGGAGAAGGAGUUUGCAAGGCAGCAGUACAUGGUGGGCACAGAGAGGUGCUUGCUGGCCUCCUCCCUGCGCCUCACUGAAGAGCAGGUGAAAGUCUGGUUCCAAAACCGGAGGAUCAAGUGGAGGAAACAGAGCCUGGAACAGCAACAAGCCAAACUGGCCAGAAUGGGUUUGUCCACCCCACAGAGCAGCCCCGACUCGCAGAGCCACCACGGCGAGGAGGGCAAGGACUUCCCAGCAGAGUCAGAAGACAGCCAGGAGGAUGUUGCCUCCUCCCCUGGCUCAGGAGCAGCACCUGCACAGACUGUGGCACAGAGCUGCUGA
This is a messenger RNA of Dryobates pubescens (Downy woodpecker), 696 nucleotides long. RefSeq names its product homeobox protein not2. The transcript is spliced from 3 exons. The record is from RefSeq and is a predicted model, not a curated record. Gene Ontology annotation, molecular function: DNA binding; DNA-binding transcription factor activity, RNA polymerase II-specific. Bases 1 to 696 code for a protein of 231 amino acids. Gene Ontology annotation, biological process: central nervous system development; regulation of DNA-templated transcription; neuron differentiation. Lineage: Eukaryota; Metazoa; Chordata; Aves; Piciformes; Picidae.